This is a messenger RNA of Orussus abietinus, 4218 nucleotides long. Its product is annotated as sex determination protein fruitless. Lineage: Eukaryota; Metazoa; Arthropoda; Insecta; Hymenoptera; Orussidae. Gene Ontology annotation, biological process: regulation of transcription by RNA polymerase II. Bases 328 to 1602 code for a protein of 424 amino acids. The transcript is spliced from 5 exons. Gene Ontology annotation, molecular function: protein binding. The record is from RefSeq and is a predicted model, not a curated record. Gene Ontology annotation, cellular component: nucleus.
UUCGAAGAGUUUAUUUACGCGCGUCCGCGCGUUCCCCGUCGCAAACGGAGUGAGUUCGAACGUCUCGUUCGCGUGGCCGCGAACGGCGCAGGAGCGUCGAGUACGCUCGAAAGUUAGGUUAGGUCUCCCGCAGCUCGGAGAAGACGGGAGUUUUCGGCUUGGCAGACGCCCGCGUCUUCCCUCGGAGGCUCGGCCACGUCUCGCGAAGAGAAACCUCCGUUUUCGUGGGAAGAAACGACGCCCUGGAAGAGAGGAAAGCGCGGUGGCCGCGCGGCGCGUUCUAGGAGAUUUGAAUUCGGGCGCCCUUCGCGCCGCGCGCUGCGGCAGAUGCACGAAGGUCAAAAGUAUUUUAAAAAUAAGGCCGUAGGCAUUGGCAGAUCGGUAUGGCAGUGGACGUUAAGGGUCGGGUGGCGUUGUAAUGGCAAAAAGUUUGCGAAAGGGUUGGGAUUGGAGAUAGGCAAGAUGGACCAACAGUAUUGCCUUCGGUGGAACAAUCAUCCGGCCAACCUGACGGACGUUCUCAGCUCCCUCCUAGCAAGAGAGGCACUCUGCGACGUUACCCUGGCCUGCGUGGGCGAGACCUUCAAAGCGCACCAGACGAUACUCUCGGCGUGCAGUCCAUACUUUGAGAACAUUUUUCUCCAGAAUAAGCAUCCUCAUCCGAUCAUAUUCCUCAAGGAUGUCAACGAUACCGAGAUGAAGGCGCUGCUCCACUUUAUGUACAAGGGAGAGGUUAACGUUAGUCAGCAUCUACUUCCGAUGUUCCUUAAAACGGCAGAGGCGCUACAGAUCAGGGGUCUCACCGACAAUAGUGUAAAUAACAAGACCGAGGAGAAGAGUCCGUCGCCCGAGCCCGAAACGCAAACCGUCGCCAGGCACGCGGAGUCUCCCAACCACCAGCCUCAUCGCGAAAAGAGGAAACGACAGCACUCCGGCAGCUACGACAUUUCCUUGACCGGACCGCCCAGUGAACGAUUCCUGUCAGAUUCUCAGGCGUCGUCCCAAUGUAGUUACAAGUCGAGUCCUCCAGUGAUUCCAAAGUUAAAUAAUGCAUUGGGGAGUGACCUUGAAGAAGGCAGUCAACCAAUAUCUCUUUCAUCUCAACCUCAGGCUCCUAUAAAACAGGAAUUAGACCACCACAUGAGUGACUUGCAUGACAUCUCCCUCCCUGGACAUCCGGUCGGGUUGCUAGGAGAAGGAGGGCCCAUGGCAGGGACGCUGAGCGACGGGGCGCCAGGAACGGACUCGUCCGAGCACCACAAUCCACACGAAAUGCUUGACGGACUCGAUGAUCCGACAUUUUUAACUCCUCCGAGCGUUGAAUGCGUGCCGAUAUCCGACAUAGAGAAAGUAAACGUCUCAGAUUAUUUCGAAAGGCUGCCCCACGGUUACACUAGCAAAUGCAAAGUCUGCGGGAGAGUCGUGUCGAAUUUAAAGAAUCACUACUUGACGCACAAUCCGGGGAACUUUGUAUGCCCGAUGUGCGGCUGCCGCAGGACCAGGCUGGACAAUCUCAAGGUCCACAUUAAACAGAAACACCCCGACAUACAGAUAGUACACAAGAGUGUCGGGUGCAACCCACAGAACACGGUUUUGAGUUAAGUCGCGACACUCGGCUCCCUGUUUCUCGUUCACCCUUUGCCCCUCUAAUUUCUCUCUCGCUUCUCAACCCGACCUUUCUCGAUCUCUAUCCGAAGCUUUGCCCCGGCUCCCUGUCCUUAAAAUGACGACUCGUCGAUUUAAACAACGCCUCUUGCCCGGAAAUCGUCAUCCAUUACCUCCCCAUCCGAUCGCUGACUGAUAUUUCCUACGGCCACGUGGUGACCAAAGUGGACGAGAUUAACGCGGAGGGUGACGUUGUCUUUGGUGUCUUGAGAAAGGCGUCCAAGGGUUCCAGCGAUUGGGAACUUGGAGUCCGAUGGGUGUCGACGGCGUCGCUCGCGGAUCGAUCCCGAUCUAUCUUUCCCUGGAGGUUUGACUCGUCUCGCGAGGCGCUAAUUCCGUUUCUCCCCCAAAAGUGCACGUAGCAGCGAGCGCGAUUACCCUCUGAUAGGGGAAGGGACCGUGGAGGUAGGCUCUUCGGGCUCUCGCGACCUCCUUAAUUUCGUUAGGCGUCAGGUAUUAGACGCCCUGGGUGCAUCGCCGUCCGGCUCUUAGAUCUUAAUAAGGUGCUUUCACUCCAAUUCGCGGGUCCCGGCUGGAAUGUCUCGCGGUCUUCUCUCGGCGCCUCUCGAAAUCCAUCUUUCUCUCUCUCUCUCUAUCUUGCAUCCCCUCCGCCUUGUCUCGUACUUGGCGCCCGAGAUCAGAGAUUGCAGGAAGUGCUUCGCGGAGGACGAAUAAGAUUUUCAAGGGACGCCUCGAGAGCGCCGAGUCGCGUCGCCUUCGAGCGUCGGGGUGUCCCGUGGCGGUAGAUUGGAAUAGGUUCCUCGAAAAACCGGAGCCGAAGGGUCUCCUCUGAUUAAUUGGGCCCUUUAUCUCCGCCCGGUGGGGUAUCUUGUCGGGCGGUUCCGAAUCUUCGAUCGAUGGCGCUCCUCCUCGCUAGUCGCUCGCUGGUUAUGCCCGAACGGAACCGGAAUGGAUCCCGAGAUCGACCCGGUCGAGACGGAUGGACGAGGGGAGACGGUACAGGGCCCUUUGAAGAUAAUCUUCUUAGCGACUCGCGCCGUGCCUCGUCCUUGUUACACCGACUUAAUUCCCGCGACAAGAAGAUCAGAGGUCCCUGCGCUCGCCUCUGGAGGGUGUCUCGCAAAUCCGAGACCCGAUCGGUCUCUUCCUCCUCCGAUUCGCCGUUCCAGCCAGAAAUCGAGUCCCUGACGGGACGGAGCCGCUCGAUCGAUUUCUGGAAUUUGUCUUUUGGUAAUCUUAGGGAACGGGAACUCUUUCAAGGGCUCCUCGAGGUGGAGGCUCGGCUCGGACGGGGUUCGCGGAGGAUCGAGGGAUUCGACGACUCGGAGCUGGUGGUUGAUCAAAAGGUUCUAUAGAAAUUCGAUUAGAAAUUCCCGGAUUUCCGGCGAACCGUGGAGACGGUUCCGGGGAACCCGGGGCUGUCUGGGAGUCGCGGACGAAUCUUCCAUCGUCGUGGGAACACUCCCGGUUGUCCGGUACCAUUCGUAAGGGUUUCGCCCUGUCUCGGAAACGCAGGCUCGCAAACGGCCAGGACGGCAACAGCUUCCGGUAGUUCGUACCGGCAAACGAGAAACUCUUGUUCGAGGUGCUCUCUCACCCGACCGCCGUCUAAUUCGCGGCCAGAGCUAAUGCAUUAAUACCGGGUAUAUAAGUGGAGUCGAGGGCGCGAGUUAAGUUGGUAAGCUGUGAGUGCCGAAGGGUGUCGAAGGAUUAGUCGGCAACAGUCCCGAUCGCUCCCUGUGUGGGUCCCGGGUCCGGUCAGGGUGCGUAUCCCGGUCGGAAGCUCCGCUUCCGGUACCGGAAGUCCCGCGGAAGGGGAGGGAGAGGAGGUGUUCCUUGGGGUGGCACUCGGUGAGGCGACGUGAUCGAUCUCGGACGAACGUUCCACUUCCAGGAGGGAUCUUCAUUCUACGUCUCGAUCUCGGUAGCCUAUCCCGUGUUCCACUUCUCGGUCACCCCUCCUCUGUGUUCCCCAACCCGUGACUUCGCGACGGUAGGGGGUGUCAACGAAGACGAGCCUUCCGUUUCUGGCGCCUCUCUCGAGGAACGUGCCUCCCGGAAGGGAAGGAUGGGCACCGAGGAGCGGUCGUCGACUCGAUCCGUUUUCGAUGAAUCUUUCUUUUUUUUCUCUCUGUUCUCUUUUCAUCCAUCCCUUCAUCUCCGAACGUGCUCUCUUCUCGGGAAGGCACCUCCGGGUGCACCCUGGUACCUUGUCUUUCGCUUCUAAGACGACAACCGGUGUUCGGAUACCCUGACCGUAGAUUCCCGGAUGAUCGUCCGGCCUCCUUGCUCGCCCGAUUCCUCCGUAGGUCUGUUGUCUCCGAGAUCGGGGUGACCGCGUUAUCGGUCAAGUCGAAGACGACUUCCCGGUGCCCGUCUUUCGCGCCGACCCCCUCGUUCACGGAGAGGCACGGCCGAAUGACAAUUUCUUGUCACAUCGUCCCCGAGAGGGCAAUUCACGCCUCGCGGGCACGCGGGGAAGCGUCCACGUCUCCGUUUGUUUCUCUCUCUCUUUCUCUCUCUGUCUCUCUUAUCCUUCUAUCUGGUUUUCUAUCUCUCUGUCUUUCCUCGGUCUCUCUCUCUCGCUCUCGC